AUGUGGCACAUGACAAGAAACCCAUUUGUUGUCGAUGUGUUACAGUUACCAAAAGAAGUUCAGGAAAAAUUUCUAGAAAUGAAGGCUGAUUCGUCCAUGAAAGAUGACUUCCAUCUUUUGACAUUGGAGCAAUUUUGGAUCAAAAGAUUGCCUGUUAAUUCGAAACUUGCCUCUCUUGCUUUACGAGUACUAGUUCGUUUUUCUUCAACUUACUUGUGUGAGACAAGCUUUUCUGCUCUAGUAUUAAUUAAAACUAAACAGCGAACUCGUCUUGAUGUCGAUAGCGACCUGACGAUAGAUAUGACAAAAACAGAACCUAGAAUUAACCAACUGGUUCUGAACACGCAAUCUCAAGUGUCUCAUUAG
This is a messenger RNA of Melitaea cinxia (Glanville fritillary), 366 nucleotides long. Its product is annotated as protein ZBED8-like. The record is from RefSeq and is a predicted model, not a curated record. The coding region runs from base 1 to 366 and encodes 121 amino acids. Lineage: Eukaryota; Metazoa; Arthropoda; Insecta; Lepidoptera; Nymphalidae. The transcript has a single exon.